UUAGAGGAAAUAACAAGCAAAAACAAAGAAACAAAAAAACCUAAGGAAUCUAAAACUCGACUACUUCAAGAAUCCGAAAGGCUUCAGAGGCCUCUACCUCUGUCUUGGGCAAACUUAUCUGAUUAUAAGGAGGAAAAUCCUUUGAGAGGAAUAAUGGGUGAAACGGGUAAGCGUUAUCGUUCUCAGAGAGACCAUGAUGGGGGCAACAAGAACCAAAAGAGGCGUUUUAACGACAGAGAGGAAAAGGGUAGUGAUGAAAUGGUUGUUUAUAGGAUUCUAUGCCCUGAUGGGGUUAUUGGAAGUGUUAUUGGUAAGAGUGGGAAAGUGAUAAAUACAAUAAGGCAAGAUACUAGAGCGAAAAUCAAGGUUGUGGAUCCGUUUCCAGGUGCUAAAGAUAGGGUUAUAAAUAUAUACAGCUAUGUUAAGGAUAAGGAAGAAGUCGAAGUUGAUGAUGAGUUCAGUGAUAGGGAACCUCUGUGUGCUGCCCAGGAUGCUCUUCUUAGAGUUCAUACUGCCAUUUCAAAUGCAUUGGCUUCUGUUGGAGACUCUGACAAGAAACGGAGAGAUAGUAGGGAAGACUGUCAAAUUCUUGUUCCUUCUAGCCAGUCUGCAAAUAUAAUAGGUAAGGCUGGCUCGACUAUAAAGAAACUGAGAAGCAAGACGAGGACCAACAUUAAGAUUGUUGCAAAAGAUGCCACUGACCCAACACAUUCAUGCGCUAUGGACUUUGACAAUUUUCUUAUGAUAAAUGGAGAAUCCGAAGCAGUGAAAAGAGCAUUGUUUGCAGUCUCUGCAAUUAUGUACAAGUUUGCUCCGAGGGAAGAGAUUCCUCUUGAGACAUCAGUACCAGAAGCCCCUCCAAGCAUAAUUAUCCCAUCAGAUGUCUCUAUUUAUCAACCAGGUGGAAUAUAUCAAAGUGCAGAUCCUAUCGUCCCUUCUAGAUCUGUACCUCCAAUUAUAGGUGCUACACAUGUACAAGAUCUUCAAGGUUACGCGGAUACAGGGAAUACAUGGCCCAUAUAUUCAUCUGCCCUUCCUUUAGUUUCUGGUUUCAGUGUUGCCUCCCGAUCCGAGGAGUUAGUUGUGCGAGUACUGUGUCCUUUUGACAAAAUUGGUCGUGUAAUUGGCAAGGGUGGGGGCACAAUUAAAAUCAUUAGGCAGGCAAGUGGCGCUCGUGUCGAGGUUGAUGAUACCAAGGACCGUGAUGAGUGUAUAAUUACUGUUGCCGCAACAGAGUCGCCCGAUGAUCUGAAAUCCAUGGCAGUUGAAGCUGUUCUGUUGCUGCAAGGGAAGAUAAAUGACGAAGAUGAUGACUCUGUUUCUAUUCGACUUCUUGUUCCAUCUAAAGUUAUUGGUUGUAUUAUUGGAAAAAGUGGUUCAAUUAUAAAUGAAAUCCGAAAGAGAACAAAAGCUGACGUCCGUAUUUCAAAAGCUGAUAAGCCUAAAUGUGCUGAUGCUAAUGACGAACUUGUUGAGGUGGCAGGAGAACCCAGUAGUUUGAGGGAUGCACUUAUUCAGAUUGUUCUGAGGCUCCGGGACGAUGUCUUAAAGGACAGAGAUGGUGGUCAUAACCCCUCUGGUGGUGCUGAAUCCCUGUACUCCGGUGGCACUGGUCUCUCAAUCCCAUCUGUCCUGCCUUCUGUCCCCCCAGUUACUUCAUUGGGUUAUGAUCAGAGGGCUGAAAGUGGAAGUGGCUUGGGCAUGCAUUCUUCUGGUAGCCUCUAUGGAUAUGGAUCUAUGUCGAUGGGAGAAAAUGGCUAUGGAUCCAUGUCGUCUUAUUCAUCCAAGUUAUAUGGAGGGUUGCCACCCCCUUCAACACUUGAGAUGUUAGUUCCUGCUAAUGCAGUUGGUAAGGUGCUGGGCAAAGGAGGGGCAAAUAUAGCCAAUAUUCGGAAGAUAUCAGGAGCAAUGAUAGAGAUCUCUGACUCCAAAUCUUCCCGAGGUGAUCGUAUUGCUCAUAUAUCUGGCACACCUGAACAGAAGCGUACAGCAGAGAACUUGAUUCAGGCGUUUAUAAUGGCCCCCUAACUUCCUAGGGUGCUUCUUGCUGUUUAAAGGUGAAUAGUCCUUUAGGCUAAUAUAUGUCCGAUGUGUACAGCAGAGAAUCUUGGGCAUUUCUCUUCCUAUCCUAGUCCUUUAGGUUUGGUUUUGGAGAAGGCUUCUUUUCUAGGCUUAUUCAACUUGACUCUUCCUGAUUUUCCCACUAAAGCGGGUAUUGAGACUGAGCCAGAGGAUUCACUGCAGGGUUUAUGCUUAGGCAUGUAGCCUUCUGUCUGUCGCCGAAUCUAUUCUUAAUCUACAAUAUUAGUUCCUUUCUUUCCUGUCACAUCACUUCAUCUGGUCUUAUCUUCGCUAAUAUAAAGUUCAUCUUUUUCGGUAUUGUCACACCCUAUAUUCUAUAAUUUGAUGUUCUUGCCAGUUUCAGUAAUGACCAUGAUUGUCAAUCUUAUUAUAUAUGCAUGUUAUUUCUCUGGCCAUUCAACUCUUGCUCUCAGCAUCUUGCUCUCAGCAUCUUCUCAAUCAAUUGUGCAAGUGAAAUGCUAUUGGUAAUGAUCUCUUCUUUUUGCUGUUCUGCGUAAUUUAGAUGCAUACAGCAGCUUAAACGGAGAGGAACCACUUUCUGCAAUUAGAUAAACCCAAGGGAAUCUUUUUCCUUCUUUAUUCUCUAUCUUCUGUCCUCAUCUCGGGCAUGUGAAACAUCUUCACAUAAUCAAAAUUUUGAAAUCACUGUACAUGUGAAAUACUAAUUGAUCUCUUGACUUGUUUUGCCGCCAUCCUCACGACAAGCAUAGUAAAUCUCUCAACAUUUCUCUAACAUUAAUCAGUGUGCCCUGCACAUUGAAAUCUUUUGCUUCAUAAGAUCCUUGGAUAAAUCAAUAUUCACAAUUAUGGAGCUGUCUUUUUGACAGCGUGACUUCAUAUUGCCCUCUUGAUCGCAAUGGUUUUGAGCAGCUAUAGGAUUUUGUUUUUGCUAUCUGAAUCUAAUCCAUGAGUGAACUACUGUGCUUCCAGAGCUACUUAGUUUCUCUUUUCACAAAUUCAACUAAGCUAGGUAUUCAAUAUUACUAAUUGCAAGAAACAGAUUAUCUGCAUUAAUGAUGUCAGCGCAUUCUCUCAACCCAUGUUAUCUCCUCAUAGAUCAAACUGCUUGCAGAUUGAGAUGCCAUCUAGUUCUGGUGGAGAUUGAGUUACCAUAUUCUAGUUCUAGUUGUCCAUUUCGUGGUCGAAUUUUUGUCUGCAAAUGUGGCCUGACUGUGUUGCAGUAUUGCUGUUUAGCGAUGAUGCUCCCCUAGAACCUGCAUGCUCUUUGACAUAAUGCCACUCGGAUCAUGUCUAGAUGGUUGUUGUAGUGGUUUGGCACUAAUUGUUUACAGUGCUGAAACUUCUUGCUUCAGAUAUAGAUAGAUAUAGGUUGUACAGAACUGUAGAAUUUUAGAUCAGUUCCUUUACACUAGCCAUAAAGAGGAUGUAUCACCAAACCCAUGAAACUCAAAUCCAUUCCCUUCAUAUUGAUCACAAUGAAAAGCUCGUAGGUUGCUGAGAUAAUAGGACGUAUCAACAAGCCACUUGAAAUUCAAUUUCUUUCCUUCAUAUUAGUCCCAAUGGAAAGUUCAUAUGGGUGUUCAUAUUGGCUCAUAGGUACUUAAGACCGUCUUUUUCAAGGUCUAGUUACUUCAGCUCCAUUUCGACUUUAAGAUUGUUGUCAAGCCACUCUCCUCAAACAGACCUUGUACUCUUGUAUUUUGACUUCAAGUGCAUUUCUAGUGUUUAGAGUGGAAGUCAAGAAAUCCAAUUAAG
Messenger RNA from Prunus mume (Japanese apricot), 3798 nucleotides. Its product is annotated as RNA-binding KH domain-containing protein. Gene Ontology annotation, molecular function: RNA binding. NCBI's taxonomy places the organism in Eukaryota, Viridiplantae, Streptophyta, Magnoliopsida, Rosales, Rosaceae. The record is from RefSeq and is a predicted model, not a curated record.